This is a messenger RNA of Trypanosoma cruzi, 562 nucleotides long. Its product is annotated as folate/pteridine transporter, putative. The annotation marks the transcript as partial. The record is from RefSeq and is a predicted model, not a curated record. Lineage: Eukaryota; Euglenozoa; Kinetoplastea; Trypanosomatida; Trypanosomatidae. The transcript has a single exon.
GUACGUGUUCUCGAAGAAGAGCUACCGCAUCACAUUUGUCUUCACCACGCUUGUGAUGGUUGUGGCCAGCAUCUUUGACCUCAUCAUUGUGGAGCGGUGGAACCGUCCGCGUGUCAGCGAUCACGUGGUGUAUGUGCUUGGUGACCAGGUCGUCUACCAGGUGUGUUACAUGCUGCACUUCAUGCCAGGCAUAAUCCUACUUUCCCGGCUGUGUCCGCGUGGGACGGAGAGCAUGGUGUACGCGUUGCUAGCAGGGUUCGCGAACUUUGGGCAGGCAGUUUCGAACACCGUCGGCUCGCUGUUGAUGGAAUUUAAGUGGCCCGUCGAGACGGAUCCCGCUGUCGGCUGCGACUUCAGCAACGUCAAGUGGCUCUUGAUUGUGGGGCACCUCCUCUGUCCGCUCGUGUGCAUCCCGCUGGUGUUUCUGCUGAUCCCGGCCGCACGUAUCUGCGACAACAUUGACGUGGAUGGUCGUGUCGUCCGGCCACAGGAGCCACCCGGCGACUGUAAGGUUGAGGGAAGCAGGGAGUCAUUGAGUGCUCAAGAGCCCGUGCUGAAGUGA